Messenger RNA from Uloborus diversus, 3392 nucleotides. Its product is annotated as sodium/hydrogen exchanger 10-like. The transcript has 22 exons. Gene Ontology annotation, molecular function: sodium:proton antiporter activity; monoatomic ion channel activity. Bases 5 to 3217 code for a protein of 1070 amino acids. NCBI's taxonomy places the organism in Eukaryota, Metazoa, Arthropoda, Arachnida, Araneae, Uloboridae. Gene Ontology annotation, biological process: proton transmembrane transport. The record is from RefSeq and is a predicted model, not a curated record. Gene Ontology annotation, cellular component: membrane.
UCACAUGUUCUACAAAGCUUUGCCACAAUGUCUCCUUCUUGCAGUGGCCGGAUUUGCAUUAUGUACUACUUUGACUGCUGUGUUUGCAAAAUAUGUCUUAUCCCAUUAUGACUGGAGUUGGCUUGUUGCUCUAGUUUUUGGUUCAAUUGUUAGUGCAACUGACCCAGUUGCUGUCGUUGCUCUACUGAAGGAGAUGAAAAUGCCUCAUUCAUUUACAAUUUUAAUUGAAGGAGAAAGUUUACUGAAUGAUGGUGUGGCUAUUGUAUUUUUCGAUUUAUUAAUGGAGCAAAUAACUACAGUGGGUCAUUUUGAUGCUGGCUUAUCUUUUCUUCAGCUUUUAAAAACCUGUGUAGGUGCUCCAGUGUUUGGCUUUGCUAUUGGGAAAGUUGCCGAAAAAUGCUUGAUUUCAAUAUACAUCAGUCCUGUAUCCGAAAUGACGAUAACUGUUGUAUUUGCAUAUGUGGCUUAUUUUGUUGCUGAACGCUUUCUUGGAAUUUCUGCAGUCCUGGCGGUUGUUUUAUAUGGCAUAACGUUGAGCAGUAACAAAAUGUGUAUAAGUCCAGAAAGUGAAAGUUUAAUUUAUACUGAUUGGAGAUUGCUGUCAUCAUAUGCUAACACCCUGAUUUUCAUGUUUGUGGGAGUUCUUGUCACUGUGAGCAUGUGGCAUCAUUACACAUACAUGGACAUGUGGUACAUUUUGGCUACAUAUUUUGCUCUUACUUUGAUCAGGGGAUUAAUGGUUGCCCUUUUCUAUCCUGUGCUGAAAAAGUCUGGAUAUGGUUUAAAUUGGAAAGAAAGCAUUGUUCUAACAUGGGGUGGCUUGCGUGGAGCUAUUGGAUUGGCCUUAUCUCUUAUGUUGAUUUCCAAUCCAGAAGUAGAUGUUGCAGUUAAUGUUAACAAGGUUUUAGUACAAGUAUCAGGAAUUAUUAUUCUUACAUUAGCUAUUAAUGCAACAACAAUAAAAAAGAUAAUGAAGUUCAUAAAAUUCAAAGAGAUAACUUUAGUUAAUCGUUUAUCCAUGGGUCAUGCAAUGGCGAAUCUAAAAGAUGUCAGAGAAAAGUCCUUAAGAAUUUGCAAAAGGGAAUGGAAAUUCCGGAAAGCCGACUGGGACUGGAUAUCUAAGAAAACUACUAUUCUAGAUCCUUAUCAUGGGGGGAUGUAUGGUGAUGAUCCCAAAAUGUGCAGUUUGUUUAUUCCGUAUGGAACUUGUGAUGAAUGCAUGAUGUCAAUAUUGCCCUCUGAACCUACUGAGAAAGAAAUGAAAGAUUUAAAGGAAACUACUCGAAAAAGAGUACUUAGAGCUUUGAAGGGAAAUCUGUGGAACCAGUUUCGAACUGGUUUGAUUCAGAGGAGAACACUCAAGUUUCUUUGUGUUGCAAUUGAUAAUGCUUCUGACAUACCUGGGAAGUACUUGAGAUCAGAGGAAAUAAGAAUAAAUUUUAUGAUAAUGACACAAUAUAUAAAAUGGUUGGAAGCUAAGUUUCCAUCACUGCUUAUAAAAGUUGAUUUGAACAAGAAGCGUGAGCAUGAAUUCAACAACCAUGAUUUGCUUUCUGCGAAGGGCAACAAAUUUCAUAAGUACUGCUUUCAAAUCUACUCCUAUUGGUGGUUUGAACCCUUGAUAUAUCUUGUCAUUUCGUUACACUUAGUUCAUUCUGUGUUUGACAUUAAGAAGACUUAUGACUCUGUUUGGUUUCGAAAUUUCUUGAUUGUUUUUGUGGUUAUUUACAUCAUUGAAAUCAUAAUAAAAAUGGGUGCAUUUGAAUGGAAAUCCUAUUUCAAGAAAUAUUUAAACUUACUGGACUUCACAGUUACUGCAGUGAUCUCUGUUGAAUCUUUAGUUGAUUAUUUUUUAAGUGAAUAUUAUUAUCAAAGUAUAAUAAUAUAUGUAAGAUUUAUUUUGGCAUUGAGGCUUGUUGGAGGAUUUAAAGCAUUAAAGGUUGUAAUUCUCAAAUUUGUAUCCUUAUUUCAACGAUAUAUAUUUAACCAGUUGUAUUCUGCUUAUGAUAUUGGACGAGGCUUUCUCCUUGCAAAUGAAGAUGUUUUAAAAAAUAUGGACACGAUUGUGGAUUUUGGACCAUGCGCUAAAAUUCCUACACUUAUUUGUGAUAAUAACAUUAAAGAAAUGCUAGAUUUUCUUGAUGAGUUUGAAAGAAUUUUCCCUUCUGUUGUGUGUGCUCUGAAGUCUAAUCGGGCUGCUCGAAAAAUUUUGAAUAGAAUGAAAUUUGGUCUGGAGCGCUUUAUGGAGAAAUCAAUCAUAAGUCGAGAAAAUUUCCAAGAACUUUCAAAUGUGUUAUUUGAGUUAACAAAGAAAGUUGCCUUUGCACCCAUAACACGCAGCAUAAAUAAAGAUUUUAAAAUGGUGCUAGAAGCUGUUGAUUGGAUCACUAAUGACCAAUUAAUUAAAGAUAUAACAGAAAAUCAUACUUUGCAUUCGUAUAUGUCAGGACAAGUAAUUCAAAAGAAGGGAGAUGUUCAUAGCCAUGUAUAUGUUGUUGCAAGUGGCAUAGUGAAAGUAAUAGGAUGGAAAUCAGAAUAUGAAAGUUGGAGGUCUCAAACUGCCAAUAAGCUUCCAAAUACAGAUUCUUUAGCUCUAUUUAGGAAAAGCCAUAGGGAAGAAUUUUGUGAUUAUCUGACUACUUCAGAUACCAUUGGGCUUUUAGGAUUUUUGCAGAAAACCAAUUCUGUCACUACAGUUAUUUGUGAGAAACAUUCCGAGCUAAUUAAAAUCGAGUAUUCCUUAUUAAAUGAUGCUGAACAGCAAUGGAACAAUUUGAUUUACUCUAUGUGGAGGAGCAUCAGCAUAAAAAUAUGUUUACCAAUAUUGAAAAGACAAGAACGUUACAAGAAAUCUUCAGAUGAUAAGAUAAAUUCACGUUUGCAAAAUGGAAUUUUACCAGCCUUAAGAAACGUAACAUACUUUGAUGUACCAUCAACAGUUGAAGACAUGCUUGUAGUGCAAGGCAAAGUAAAAGACUUUUCCAGCAGGAAGCUUUUUACGGGACCAGCUUACAUUCCUAGUACAUACAGAAAACUGCAUUUAUUAGACAACAGCAAAACCAGACCAAAAGUUGUCAUGCUUCUGUUAUUAAAUAGAAAACUUGAUACAAAUUGCCAGCAUUGGAUUGAUGUGAACAAUAUUGGACCCAAACCCAUUUGUGAUCAACACAAUUUGGAACAUUCUAGAUCUUUUACAAAAUUCAAAAAGCAACUUUGAAAGAAAAUAAGAAUUUCAUUUCUAGUAACGUCAUCCUUUUACUCAGAAUUUGAAUUAGAGAAGAAUUUUAGCAAAAUUAAAGUCAAGAUUCAGUUACUAGCAGCUUAAGUUUUAUAUUAGACAUUGCUGUUCAACAUGCAACCAUAGCUGGGGCAAACCUAACCUGGCAGCUUCG